UCCUCGCACUCGCAGCUGUACCGCCAACCAAAAUCUCCUUAGGACGCCGGCCUCUGGGUCUCCCUAACCGCCGUUGUUUCGCCCCUCUCUGGUGUCCCCAACCAGCCGAGGGAAUCCACCUAUCUACCAGUUUAUUUCCACAGAACAAGCAGGAGUUUUCCCUUUUUCUUUCCUUUUUUCUGAGAAAUGGGAAAGGCUUCAAGAGAUAAACGGGAUAUCUACUAUCGGAAAGCGAAGGAGGAAGGAUGGCGUGCUCGAAGUGCCUUCAAGCUCCUCCAGAUUGAUGAAGAAUUCAACAUUUUUGAAGGAGUGAGGCGUGUGGUUGAUUUAUGUGCAGCUCCUGGUAGCUGGAGUCAGGUUUUGAGUCGCAAAUUGUACCUCCCUGUCAAGCUGGAUCCUAAUGCAAAGGAUAGCGACCUUCCACUUAUUGUGGCAAUUGAUUUGCAGCCUAUGGCUCCAAUCGAGGGUGUUAUUCAAGUUCAGGGUGAUAUAACAAAUGCAAGAACAGCUGAAGUGGUUAUCAGACAUUUUGAUGGAUGCAAAGCUGACCUGGUUGUCUGUGAUGGUGCCCCUGAUGUUACUGGUCUUCACGACAUGGAUGAAUUCGUUCAGUCUCAACUCAUACUUGCAGGUCUGACAAUUGUAACCCACAUACUGAAGGAAGGUGGAAAGUUCAUUGCCAAGAUAUUUCGAGGAAAGGACACAAGCCUGCUCUAUUGUCAGUUAAAACUUUUUUUCACUGAAGUGACCUUUGCAAAACCAAAAAGUAGCCGGAACUCAAGUAUAGAGGCAUUUGCUGUUUGUGAGAAUUACUCUCCUCCUGAAGGAUUUAAUGAGAAGGAUCUGCAUCGCCUCCUUGAAAAGGUUGGGAGUCCAUCUGGUGCGGAUGAUCUAGAUUGCAGCAGUGGAUGGUUGGAAGGUCCAAACAAGGUGUACAUCCCGUUUCUGGCAUGUGGAGACCUAAAUGGGUACGACUCGGAUCGUUCUUAUCCACUGCCCAAAGUUGCAGAUGGAAAGUAUCGGAGUUUGGAUCCUGUACAACCUCCCAUAGCACCACCAUACAAGAGAGCGCUUGACAUGAAGAAAGCUUUAAGUCAGGGAAUUCGAGACAUGGAGAAACUCAACGUGAUGCAUGACUGUUAAACUCAAACUUGUUUAACAAGUAGGUUAUAGGAAUUUACGGAAUUCUUGUGUAAGCUCAAUUUUUUUGCCCCCCUCCCAAAAAAAAAGUACUGUUUUGAUCUGGAGAUGUGUCUACUGCAGCGAGAUAAUUGAAGACUUCUGUUGGAAAUUAUACGUAUUCCUGCUUCAGAGUCUAAACAAAAGUCAGUAAGAUGCGCAUCGGUUUGAGAUUGUUUAUCGAGGUAUUGGCAAGUAUGGUGGUAGUGGGUAAAUGGUGAAAUAUGGGUUUGUUUA
Messenger RNA from Coffea eugenioides, 1416 nucleotides. RefSeq names its product putative tRNA (cytidine(32)/guanosine(34)-2'-O)-methyltransferase. The record is from RefSeq and is a predicted model, not a curated record. Gene Ontology annotation, biological process: tRNA methylation; cytoplasmic translation. The transcript has 10 exons. Gene Ontology annotation, molecular function: tRNA methyltransferase activity. Lineage: Eukaryota; Viridiplantae; Streptophyta; Magnoliopsida; Gentianales; Rubiaceae. Bases 187 to 1143 code for a protein of 318 amino acids. Gene Ontology annotation, cellular component: cytoplasm.